Mesorhabditis spiculigera is the source of this 1299-nucleotide messenger RNA. NCBI's taxonomy places the organism in Eukaryota, Metazoa, Nematoda, Chromadorea, Rhabditida, Rhabditidae. The record is from the annotation of a GenBank genome assembly.
AUGGGUCUGAAACUGCUGCUCUGCGCCGCGCUACUCGCCAGCACCUGCCUGGCCCAGACUAACGAGAGGGAGGAGAUGACCAUCUGGGGCAACAAGCUGCAUGCCCAGCUGUCUGCAGGCGACAUCGAGCUGCUGAAGGGGAAGAUGAGGGAUUCGGAUUUCGUGAACGGCCCGAAAGGGGUGCACCUGUUGUCGUGGCUCAGCACGAAGGGGUUGAUCAACGAGAUCCCGCAGCCGCUCGCCGACGCCAUGUCGCUUGAGGAUCGCCCUACUCGCACGUCGAAGGUCGAGAGCCUGGUGGGCGUGACUUGGGAGGCGUUGAAGUCCCGGAUCGCAAUUGGCGACGACACGUUCAAGCCCAUCAUCCCGGUUGAGACUGCACCGCCGCCGACGAAUCAGCCGUUACCGGCUGAGGCGCCGAAAUCAGGAAACACGAACAUCGCCGACAUGCAAAUGGCCCAAUGGGGCGAACACCUCGCCCGCGUCGUGCCCGAGGCCGACAAGCAGGCCCUCGCUAACGUCAUCCGCAGCGAGCCGGGCGUGCUGCAACAGGACCGCCUCUUCGAACUGACCAUCGACAUGUUGAAGCACAAGGCGAUCCCGAUCGAGCUGCCGCCCGCUCUGCGCCAGACUACGAGCAUCCGGGACCCAAGGAAACGCCUGCACGUCAUCGAGCGCUUCAUGGAGAUUGCCGUCACGGCGAUGCUGGGUUGCCCGUCGCAAAUCGUCUUGGAGGGCCGCUUCCCGCUCCCGCUAUCCAAGAUUCCGGAGUGCGAGGAGAACGUGAACGUCCAGAACCGCCAGCCGGAGAGCAAGAAGGCCGUCCUUCGGCGCCUGCACGCGCUCACCCAACAGCUGCUCAAUGGCGAGGAGAACGGGCAGAACGCCGCCCUCACCCCCGCCAGCCAGGUGGCCGCCACGCUGUUCGAGCUGACGCACGGCCCGGCCAAGUGGCAGAACCUUGGACCCGAGGAACGCCAGCGCUUCUUCAAGGGGGUCGCCCGGAAGAUCGUCUCCCUUGGCACAGCCCCCAGCCCGGUCGACCUCCUUGUGGCCGAGACGAUGAAGCUUGUCAGCUGCGGCGAGCCCCAGAUGCCGCCCUUUCGAGUUUCGUGCGCCGAGCUGGCGAAGUUCCACGAAUCUGCUCUGACUCCUGAUGACGACCAGCGUCUCAUCAACGGCGUCAGCGAGGAGUUGGCCAGCGCCGUCCAGGAGGGUCGGCUGAAGACGAAGGAUGACGCCAUCGCCAUGAGCCAGCAGCUCGUCCAAGAGCUCUCCGGUCAGGCCGCCCUCCGCGCC